Molecule: messenger RNA, 3266 nt
Organism: Nematostella vectensis (starlet sea anemone)
Lineage: Eukaryota; Metazoa; Cnidaria; Anthozoa; Actiniaria; Edwardsiidae
Product: acetylcholinesterase
Exons: 5
Source: RefSeq, a predicted model, not a curated record
GAGCUUUGUUCCAUAAAUUAAUUCUAAAACAUAUUAGAAAGUCUAUUUUUCUGGUAUCUAGACUUAAACUGUUCCAUAAUUUUGGAUGCGGAGACCGCAAAGGUGCACCAACCUCCAGUCUCGCGCUUUUACUUAGGCGUAUAACAUUAAUUUUACUGUAUCUCGUGUUUCGAGAGUGACGAUCACUGUUUUGUUCUUGUAACUUGGAACAUUACCGUUUGUGAAAUUACUUAGUUAUCGUUUCUAGACAUUCCGACGUUCAAGAUAUACUGAGGAACCCUUUUUUCUCGAACCCUCAAGGUAGCAAAACAUGGUUUGACUUAGCUCUGAGCUUGCUACGCAGGCUACUCGUCAAACAAACACAGGGAGACCGUUCGCCGUGGCUUCAGUCAAAAGGCAAGAGCUGAGAUGUCUCUCACGAAACUUUUCAUCCCUGUUUUCUUUCUCGUCCAAAUUCAUUACUCACGAUUCGAGCAUUUGGCUAAGGAGCCUCUUAUCGUGCAAACUAAAUCCGGUGCAGUCGAAGGGAGGUUAGAGCCAACAUUUCAUGGCUUGUGUACUAGACAGUUCCGUGCCAUUCGAUAUGCUGAAGCUCCGAUCGGCGACCUUCGCUUUGCAAAAUCCAAACCAGUUAGAUCAUGGAACGGUGUAAAAGAUGCGACACAGCACGGGCCCAUUUGCCCUCAAGAAAAAGAUGAAGUGUUCAUUAGAAUGCUGAAUAUCGAUAUACCUGAAGGGGUGACUCUUGAAGAACACCCUCAGAGUGAAGACUGUCUCACCCUCAGUAUUUACACACCACAGCAUACCUCACCCAAGCUUAGAGCCGUGAUGGUUUGGGUCCAUGGUGGAGGAUUCUCUUCUGGUUCCUCUAGGGGGUUUGACCCUUCUGUUUUAGUUGCCUUGCAUGAUGUUAUUGUUGUUACUAUUAAUUACCGUCUUGGAGUCCUUGGUUUCUUUAAUAUACCAGACACAGAUGUCAAAGGGAACUAUGGUCUAUUUGAUCAGAGCUUAGCUCUUCAGUGGGUCCAGCAGAAUAUUGCAAGUUUUGGUGGAAACCCCCAAAGUGUGACAAUUUUCGGGGAGAGUGUUGGUGGUAUGAGUGUCUCUGCACACCUUCUCUCCCCGAUCAGUAAGGGGUUGUUCCACCGUGUCAUUGCACAGAGUUGAUCAGCAUCAUUUGACUCAUUUGUUGGUCAUGAAGCAAAUUCAGCUGGUCUUGUUAAGGUCUUUGCUGAUGCAAUCGGUUGUGAAUUUAAUGCCAGUCUAGUUGUCUGCUUGAGAACUAAAAGUGUAAAAGAAGUUUUUGAAGCUCAGAGAAAUGUCACUGCACCUCAGAACUCUGGCAAAAUGCUUCUGACUACACCAGUUGUUGAUGGGGAGUUUCUAACUGGGAGCACCAAGCAACUACUCAGAGAAGGGAAAAUAAACAAAGCUGAUGUUAUGCUUGGAGUAAAUGCCAAUGAAGGGGGUUUCUUUGCUUUGUUGUUCCCUGGCCAUCUGAAGAAUGGUUUACCACAACAACAACUGCAUGCUGCCAUGGAAACAAGCCUGAAGUCAUUCACAGGAAUGAAUACAAUUGCUUUAGAAGCUGUUAAAUUUGAAUACCAAGACAACAAGAAGCUCAAUGACAAUAUUACUAACCGUCAAAUGUUAAUGGAAUUUGGAACUGAUUAUAUGUUCUUGGCACCUGCAGUGUUUGAAGCCAUCGCUCUAGCUAAUGCUGGUCAAGCACCCUUCUUCUAUGUGUUUGAGCAUCUUCCAGACUUUUACCAUGUUGGACCAUGGCUCUCAAGCAUGCAUGGAUUAGAUCUCCUGUUCAUGACUGGAGUUCCUUUCUCACCUGGGCACAAUGCUAAGCUCCUUCAAGCUUUGGUUGGAAAUUAUUCUGCCAUGGAUAAGGGUUUAUCACUUUACAUGAUGGAACUAUGGACUAACUUUGCUAAAUAUGGUGAUCCAAACCACACCCAAAGCACUCCUGUCGUCUGGCCCCGCUUUAAUGCUACUUUUCAAUCACACCUAAUCAUUUCACUUAACCCGAGAGUGGAGCAGAUGCCUCGAGCUGACAAGAUGGCAUUCUGGAAUGAGUUCUUUCCAUUGCUGACAAGACAGCUAUCAGCAAAAAAGGCAAAAGAAAAACCUCAAGAUGCAAAAGACGAACUUUGAUGCAUGAAUUUUUACAAUUUUAGUUUAUUAGUGAUAAAAUCCUAAAAAGUGCACUUUUAUUACUUCUUAUAGUUUUUAUUUUUGGAAGGUAAUUCAAAAUUAAAACCAGGUAGAGUUGGUAUUUUUCUACCUCUAUUCUGUCCUCGGAGGUGUAAAAUAUACAACUGUGUGUUGUUAAUCUCCCUGAUUCUACCAUGGCUGAACAGACCAUUUAGUUUCUCUACAGAAUGCAUGUCUUUUCGGUCAUACCUUGUAGUUUUAGGGGUGGCUUUUAGCAUUAUUAUGGAUAUAAAUAUAUUAAACAUUAAUCUCCCUGAUUCCACCAUGGCUGAACAGACCAUUCAUUUUCUCUACGGAAUGCAUGUCUUUUCGGUCAUACCUUGUAGUUUUAGGGGUGGCUUUUAGCAUUAUUAUGGAUAAUAGUAUAGUAAACAUUAAUCUCCCUGAUUCCACCAUGGCUGAACAGACCAUUUAGUUUCUCUACAGAAUGCAUGUUUUUUCAUUCAUACCUUGUAGUUUUAUGGGUGGCUUUUAGCAUUAUUAUGGAUAAUAAUAUAGUAAACAAAUUUGUACAGCCCCCUUGGUUCAGUGAUCAAUGCCUUUUACUGUCAAAUCCGUUGUAUCGUAACCCGCAUUUCAAAAACAAUAUUUAUUUUGGUUUUAUGUUCCGUCAGUAAAACCUGUCUGAGACAAUCAGACUGCACUAGGUGAGAGAUGACAACAAUCUGAUUGGCUUAAAAUAAUUUGACUGGCGGAACAGAAUAUCCCAAAAAACAAAAACAAAUUGAUGUUUUGAAAAUGCAGCGUCGCGAUUCGACGGAUUCGACACUAAAGUGAUCAAAGUUAUAAUAGUUGUGUGCAACAUACAAACACUAGAUAUCAGACCACAUAGAGGAAGGGGCAGGAGGAAUGAAAUCCAACACACACAUACCAUUUGCCAUAAGUGCAAUUCGAGGGUGAAAUGGUGUUAAUUUUAUUUUUAGUUAGUGUUCCAUAGAUUAAAAAUUAUUGUUGGAGCUAGGUACAACAAAACUAAAGAUAUUACGAGGCUACUCUUUCAAUGGAAAAAUUAAAUACCAAUUCUCACACUAUCUCACUUGCAA